AUGGGCAGUCCAUACUAUAGAGACAUGGAUGAGCCAACAAGUCCCGCCGGGGCGGGACAUCAUCGGAGCCGUAGCGCAAGCAGACCACCGAUGUCACACGCAAUGGAUUAUCCAAGAACACGUUAUCAAUCACUUGAUCGAGGUGGCUUGGUUGAUCCUCACGAUCGCGAGUUCAUACCAAUACGUGAACCUCGCGAUCGUUCGCGUGAUAGAUCACUUGAAAGAGGGUUAUACUUAGAAGAUGAAUUGUAUGGGCGUUCAGCUCGACAAAGUCCAAAUCCCAUAGGUUAUAAUACAGGUUUACCAUCGACGGAUCGUGCCUAUCUCGGGGAUUUACAACAUCAAAAUACGGAUUUACAACGUGAACUGGGACAACUUAAACGUGAGCUUGAAUUAACAAAUCAAAAAUUAGGUAGUUCCAUGCAUAGUAUUAAAACCUUCUGGUCUCCUGAACUGAAAAAGGAACGUGCUUUGCGCAAAGAGGAGAGCGCUAAAUAUAGUCUCAUCAAUGAUCAGCUAAAGCUUUUGAGUACAGAAAAUCAGAAACAAGCAAUGCUAGUACGUCAGUUAGAGGAAGAAUUGCGUUUGCGUAUGCGACAACCGAAUCUAGAAAUGCAACAGCAAAUGGAAGCGAUUUAUGCUGAAAAUGAUCAUUUACAACGUGAAAUUAGCAUUUUAAGGGAAACAAUUAAGGACUUAGAGUGUCGUGUUGAGACACAAAAACAAACUUUAAUCGCACGAGAUGAAAGUAUUAAGAAAUUACUAGAAAUGCUUCAAACAAAAGGAAUGGGCAAAGAGGAAGAGCGUCAAAUGUUUCAACAAAUGCAGGCCAUGGCACAAAAACAGCUACAAAAUAUUCGAACAUUACGACGUUUUGGUUUAAAUAUGCUCAAAUUCGAACAUUUGGAUCAAACACUUUAA
Teleopsis dalmanni is the source of this 921-nucleotide messenger RNA. RefSeq names its product ERC protein 2-like. The coding region runs from base 1 to 921 and encodes 306 amino acids. Gene Ontology annotation, cellular component: cytoskeleton of presynaptic active zone. The record is from RefSeq and is a predicted model, not a curated record. Gene Ontology annotation, molecular function: structural constituent of presynaptic active zone. Gene Ontology annotation, biological process: regulation of synaptic plasticity; neuromuscular synaptic transmission; maintenance of presynaptic active zone structure. The transcript has 6 exons. Lineage: Eukaryota; Metazoa; Arthropoda; Insecta; Diptera; Diopsidae.